UCGUAACCUUGCCAUGCGACGAACGUUUCAAAUCGCCCGCAGCCGACGGUUCGGCCAGAUUGAUGCAAUAUUUUGAUAUGAAAGUCCCACAUAUCUCGCCCGGGUCCGUCGGUUUGUUGGUUGCGGGGCGGAUCGUGGUAGGGAACCUCAACGGUGACCACUUGCACGGACAUUUCAUCAAACAGGGGAAUUUAUCUUCUACAUAACGCGCCGCGAGUGUCACGUGCGUCUGUGUUCGCGCUGUUUUGGUUCGUGGCGGAGUGGUUUAGUUGUUUUGCCGAGAGGUAAGUCCCGAAGGUCACGGCUAAGAAUAGUCCACAUGCCGUUUUCGUGUAGUUUACCGUGAAAGUUUAAAAACGUGCCAGUUGGUAGGGAAAAUCGGGAUUAUUUAACAGACUCGGAGCCGAGACUUCAGUCCCAACCGCGGCCUAAGCCAAGUGAAAUGUUCGUCCGGAGCAGACGGAAACAGAUUCGAACUUUCGCGUACAAUUCUCUUCCCCUGUGAAAAAAAGUUAAUGAAUUUGUGACGAUGGGACCGCCUUCGAAGGUGCGUGGUAGAGAACCAUCGUCUUCGCCUGGAAAGACUGAGAGGAACAACAACAGCAUCAAGAGCGUAGACGUGAACGUGCGUGAGAGUCCUUCCAAGGAAGACGUGCAGAUAGAGAUCGUCGUUUGUCUGGAUAAAAAUAAAUCCCAGGUCGCGGAGAAGAACAACAAUAUUAGAAAUUUGGAACCGGUGAAGGUGAAGAUCAACCACGUGGGCGAGGAGAGAGUGAAGAAAGGGGGGAAGAAGAUGGGUUUUAAUGAUUUGAAUUUGGACGAGAUCAGGUAUAUCGACGAAAAUGAUGGUCUGGUGGAGGUACAUUUGGAUGGAAGGACGCGUGUGGAAGAGACAGAUUUAGACAAAGAAAUGGUAUUAGAGCCCAAGUUCGUCGACUAUGGAAGCAUCCACCCGACAGCAGACGUGCCUCAUCAACACUUCCAGCAGCACAACUCGUCGCAUGCCUUACUGAGCCCCAGACCCGUAUCCCUGUCGCUGCCGCCCCUAGAGGACGAGGAGUCGCCGAACACCUCCAACGAAGGAAAGAUGACUCAAGGAGACCUAUAUCAAAGACAACCGUUAUUGCCUAAUCCUGGAAAAGGAGACAAAUGGGGACACAACACACCCAACGACGACGACGACGAUAAUAUUAUUCAAAAGAGCAGUGAAAGAAACGGACAUAUUUCGAUAGAUCUGCCAACGCCGAUUCGGGAAGAACCCCGGUUUCCUCAGGAAAGGUGGAAAACGCUGCUAGCUGCGAUCAUCAUGUUUUUUAAUUUUGUGUUAACACUAACGUCUUUGAGUCUAGUGCACGAACGCGUGCCGGACAGAGAGGUGUACGGCCCUCUUCCCGAUGUGUUCCUCAACAAUGUACCUGCUUAUGACUGGGCUUUAGAUGUAUCAGAGUAUAUUAUUAUAAUUUGUGUUAAUUCGUGUAUGAUAGCUAUGAUCUUUCACAAACAUAGGUUUAUCGUCUUUAGAAGGAUAUUCCUAAUAAUGUCCUUACUGUAUAUGUACCGAGCCAUCACCAUGUACGUGACCGUAUUGCCUCUCUCGAGUAGAACCUACCCCUGUUCGCCGAAGUCCAACGAAACCUCUGUCCUUAUGAUCGCUAAGAGGGUGGUGAAGCUGAUGUCCGGUUUCGGACUGUCCGUCAACGGUCAGCACACAUACUGCGGGGACUUCAUCUACAGCGGCCACACCGUUAUUUUAGUGUUUAGUUAUUUAAUUAUAUCGGAAUACACGCCCAAAAAAUUAUACUUAGUCCACUGGCUUUACUGGAUAUUAGGCUGUAUCGGUGUUAUUAUGUUAGAGCUGUCCCACGGUCAUUAUAGUGUCGAUGUCAUUAUAGCUUAUUACGUCACGACCAGGAUAUUCUGGACUUACCACACGUUCGCCAACAAUGCUAGUCUUAAACAAUAUUCGUCAAAUAACUUAUUGAGCCGAGAGUGGUGGUUCGGCUUGUUCCUCUACUUCGAGGGUAACGUGGGCGGCCCGUUACCGAGACAAUUCAACUGGCCUCUGCCGUGGCCCAGACGGUGGCACCUGAAGAGCCGGGCCAGUUAGUGUCGUACGGUCGUGUGAAGACUGGUUGAAAUUUUAUUAUAUGUGAUAUAAAAAUAAUGUGUAACGCCUUAACUGACUAAAGAAUCUUGCUCUUUAUAUACAUAUACAAAGUGUUAAUUUAACUGUUUAUUCUUAUAUCUCGGAGUUUCCUAAGCUGUCUUGAAAUUUUAUAUGGAUAUUUUUAUUAACAUUUCUAAAGCAUCGGUUGGGUAUUCGUUGUAGUUGUAUUGCGUAGAUGGCCGCCACAGAGAUAUAUAUAUUUUUAGGUUAUAUCUACACCCGGGUUUUUAAGCUCUGUAUAAUGCAAGUUAUUUUUCUAUUAUUUAAUUGAUAAGGUGACUGACUUGGUUCGACUCAUCUCAAUCGAAAGUUUUAACCUCCCAACUGUGCCAAUCUAGAAAGCGCCCUUAGAAUUUUCGAUUGAAUAAGAGUGUGCGAGAAAGCGAUUAUUUAUUUGUGAUAAUGCAUCCUUUGUAUUCUUAUUUAUUUUACUGAAUAAAUGUAUUUUUUGUA
This is a messenger RNA of Anoplophora glabripennis (Asian longhorned beetle), 2620 nucleotides long. Its product is annotated as phosphatidylcholine:ceramide cholinephosphotransferase 2. Gene Ontology annotation, cellular component: endoplasmic reticulum membrane; Golgi membrane. Gene Ontology annotation, molecular function: sphingomyelin synthase activity; ceramide cholinephosphotransferase activity. Gene Ontology annotation, biological process: sphingomyelin biosynthetic process; ceramide biosynthetic process. NCBI's taxonomy places the organism in Eukaryota, Metazoa, Arthropoda, Insecta, Coleoptera, Cerambycidae. The record is from RefSeq and is a predicted model, not a curated record. The coding region runs from base 530 to 2107 and encodes 525 amino acids. The transcript has 8 exons.